Pyricularia oryzae 70-15 is the source of this 2992-nucleotide messenger RNA. RefSeq lists its product as uncharacterized. Lineage: Eukaryota; Fungi; Ascomycota; Sordariomycetes; Magnaporthales; Pyriculariaceae. The record is from RefSeq and is a predicted model, not a curated record. Bases 720 to 1646 code for a protein of 308 amino acids. The transcript is spliced from 2 exons.
CAGCAGCAGCAGCAGCAGCAGCAGCAGUAGCAGCUCCUCGUGAUCAAGACCCGAGUCCAAGUCUAAAACUAGCUCUAGUAGCAUCAGAGUCAACAGAUUCAAGCUUGUUUCCACCUGCACGAUUGACACCACCACUCCGUGCUUUGGUCAACGAGCAAUUGUCCCGCGCCACCGGUCGAGAGCCCGACCUCAAGCCCCGAAUCGCCUUGUCGACGAAACCUCAUCCGAUCGGUCCCCGACCUCUUGGAUCGCACCCUGUGGUCGUCGACCGCAGCUCCCCAAUCCUCAGCGUUGAGGCUUUGGCGUACGAAAGAUAUCUCGCCGGCCUGAACGAAUUUUCUUGGCCGCCAGCAGACCAGACAGGAUCCCCAUUGAUUGAUCGCUCCUGGAAAACCCCGCCGUCCUCCGACUGGCCCCUCAAGGAGGAAGGCAUUCGAUCGGCUCGCGCCGUGCGUCUACGACGACCCAAGGCUAUUCAAGUCACCGCCACCUCGGGACCGGCGCGAAAGGAGGCCUUGGUAGUGCCAUACACCGCCCCUAGCGUGCGAGCCCUGCCCUCGGCUCCGCCUCUGCCGCCGCCGCACAAAGAGUCGCUGUCGCAACCCCCGUGGCCGUCGCCCUAUCUCGACCAGAACCGCAAUUACGUCCUACCGGACAAGGGCCGCCCGCGCUCGUCAAACGUAGUGGACCCGGAUCAGGCGCCGCCUCCGCUCGAAAUCAUGAACGGCAUGAACGGCGCCAACAUGGGCGUCGGCAUGGUCGGCCCCACACCGGCCGGGCACCAGCAAGAGCUCAGCCACAUAUACGGCAUGGUCGACGACCUGAGCAGUCAGCUGGCGGAGAACAGGAGGGUGCUGGAGGAGGUUGUAUCGUUGGUCGGCAGGAUCAGAGCGCGUGCCAGACAUCAGAACCUGUCGAAUCAGGAAAUAAUCGCCGGCGCUGACGACCCGAGCACAACGGAAAACCUUGACCGCCUCAUCUCAAUCCUCUCAGAAACGCUCGAAAAGGCGCUGCACGAGCGGGACGCCAACUCUGAACUCCUGCAGCAGUACGCAAACGUCAUGGCCAACAUGGUACGGCAGGCGCACGACCACAAAUCACGCACCGUGACGGACGUGUCGGCGUGGCACCGGUCGUACCGGCAGCAGCUGGCCGAGGCGCGCGAGGAGAACUCUCGACUGCGCGAGCAGAUCUGGGACGUCCAGGAGCGGGCGGGACGGCUCAACGAGUCGGUGCGGCAGUUCCGCACGAGCUACGACGCGGAGCCGUCGAGGUACGAGGCGCGCGUGGAGAACAUUGCCCUCCGGCAAGAAGUCCGGUUCUGGAAGCGCAUGGCCAUGCCCGACGUGCCCGACGACGACCCCAUGUGGAGCGACGAUGACGACCUCAUCGACACCGCCGAGACGGCCAGGCUGGCCGAGGUGGAGCGCGCCGCCGCCGCCAUGGCUGCCAGCCAACACCUGGCCGCCCAGGAGGAGGAGGAGAACCAGCUCAAGGAGGACGAGAGGCGGGCGGCGCUCGAGGCCGCGGGGGUUUCCUCGGGUGGCAGCCUCGACAGCACCAGCGACGUGGCCUCGCAGGGUGCGCAAGGCGGUGGUCCCGGCGCGCGGAGUGUUCUCAUGCAGAGAGAAGGCGAGGCGUCCUAGUCUCAACGUCGGCCUGGAAACUCGUGUAUUGCGAUGUAGCAUUUGUUACGAUGCAUUUUUCUCUUCUUUUCCAAAGCUAUUCAGUCCAAAAAUUCACCACGGCCAGGUCAGAGAGACUCUGGUUUAAUACUGUCAUGAUACAUAACUUGGAGUCAAAAAUCAAGCAGUGAGGCUUUUAUUCAAGCCUUUCCUCCAACCGGGUGGUAUUAUAUCCCUUCCUGGGCUCUACGGAGAUAAUAUUUGUCUAAUCCGCGUCACUGGAGCCUACAAAGGACAGCAGGCAGCGAAGCUGAUCUGGGGUCUUGACCGUCAAAUGUGUUGAUUGAAAUGGUUCUGAUGACCAUUUUCCUAGUAUCAGCAGCUGCUUUCUCUUUGGCCUCGCCAAGGCCCCAAUUGUUGACUGUAUGGAUGACAAGCUAGCCACCAGCGCCACAAACUUUAAGAGUUAUCCCGAAAACUAGCACCGGUCUGGCCAGACUCUAAUCGCAAACUAAGGGGCUAGCAAAGCCCUCAAAUACCUUAUUUGUGCCCCCCAACAGCGCGGACGAAAUUUUCAGACUGAAUGCGAAAAAAAAAGCUCAACCCGCCCUUUUUUUUUUCUUCCAUUUCUGUCCACCGAUAUCUAAGCCAGCCACAGCAUCCAUCAUGCUAUCCUAUACAGGGAUGCCUCCUUGGUCUUCAAGGGCUACCCAUCCCCCCCCCCCCCCACAGCCAUGCGGGAUGACUUUUAUCUCCAUGGAACGGUGUCCCAGGGAUGGAAUCGGGCCGGGGCUUGCAGGUGGGAUCGAGCCACGCGGGCACAGCCCUUUCGAGAGGCGGGAAUCUGCAGCGGCUAAAAAGAAACAAGGUGUCGGGGGAAAGCGAGACGCGGCAAGGGGCUCGAAACUAUGGGCCCCCCACUGAGGGAAAGACAGCCAACCGGUUAAAGUGGCCGGGAUGAAAAGGGGCUGCAUGCUAUGAUUCCAUGUGCUUUUCAACUCUCGUAUUUUGCCCGUCAUGCAGUAAAUUUCUUGCACGUACAAAACAGAAUGGCAUCAUCGGGUGUGCUUUAGUUCCACCCCGCGAGUCUGCUGUUUUUCACGAGCAUGAGCCAGAGAUUACAUGUGUAAUGCCCAAAGGAGAACUGUAGAUCAUGUCGCUAAUUCUUUUAUAUUGGAGAGGAGCAACUCUCGGUGAGAAUCCCGAUACUGGUGUUUUCUUGGGGGGUUUUUUUUUCUGUUAUGAUCUGUUAUAUAGAUAGACCAGAGAUUUGAGUCAUAAACUUGUGGAAAAACAGUUUUGGCAUACAUAAUCAUAGAACAGAGGAAGUAGAAACAAAGCAUGCUUUUGGACGUUUUUAAACGGGC